This is a messenger RNA of Hemisphaericaspora subhashii, 2859 nucleotides long. It is a transcript of the gene ZCF5, whose product is annotated as Zcf5p. Gene Ontology annotation, molecular function: zinc ion binding; DNA-binding transcription factor activity, RNA polymerase II-specific; DNA binding. Lineage: Eukaryota; Fungi; Ascomycota; Pichiomycetes; Serinales; Debaryomycetaceae. Bases 1 to 2859 code for a protein of 952 amino acids. The transcript has a single exon. The record is from RefSeq and is a predicted model, not a curated record. Gene Ontology annotation, biological process: regulation of DNA-templated transcription; DNA-templated transcription.
AUGAAACAUCAACAAAAGACCACCUCUACUUCUACUGGCAGUAAUGAUAACAAUACUACUACAUCCAGUAAAAGUAAAACCAAACUAACAACUCCUGCAUUGGAAAUACUUGAUGAUGGGAAAAUUAAAAAAGUACAAAAAUCAAGACAACGUAAAAUAUUAAGUUGUGUUUAUUGUCAUUCUAAAAAGACUAAAUGUUCAAAGACUUAUCCUGCUUGUACUAAUUGUAUUAAAUUGGGAUUUGAAUGUAAAUACUUUAUAAAUGAAAGAAUUAGUCGAGGAGGAAAGAAAACCGCAAGAUUAUCUGAUACUGAAAGACAAAUUAGAGGAUUAGUUGAAGAUGGUUCUUCAAAGGAAUCCACAGUAAUGGCAACUAGCGUGUCACAACCAGAAAGACUGCCACCUAAAACAACAACAUCAACAACAACUGCUAUUACAACAAGCACAUCCGACAUUGACUACUCAUACCCUGGAUCUAUUGUUAGUUCAAAUGCUAUUGACGAAUCGCCUCCUACGAGUCAUCAUGAGGAGCUAAUGGAUGUGGGCCAGUUUAAUAGUUAUCCCUCAAGUACAACUACAACUAAGAAUGCAGAAGAUGAUUUUGAUACAAAGGCAAUGGUUCAGGAAGAAAUGAAUCCUUUAACAUACUAUUCUUCCAUGUCGACAGAAUCUUCAUUAAAACUCACACCCAAUGAUUCUUCUUCACCUAAUCAACUCCUGUUGAUUAAUCAAAUAAACAAUGCUAUUUAUGAACCAGAUGGAAGUUCAACUUCUUCAGCUUCUACCAGUAAGAAUGAAGAUCCUUGCUUUUUCAAUUUAAGUCCUUUUACAGUUAUGAAUUCAGAGAAUACCCCAAUGAAUCCUCCUCAACAACAGCAACAACAACAAUCAACUGAGUCAGACACUUUGAUUAGCGUAAAUCAACAGCCCAACAAUCCAGGUUUACAUAACUCAUUGAAUGCCUACCCUUCAAAUCCAGCGACAACAGUCAAUUACUUAUAUGGCACAAACUCCUAUUAUUCGAAUGAAAAUCUAUUAGUUGACUUAUCAAACCAUCUCCCCAAUAAAGCUAGGUCAUUUGAAUUGAUUGAACGAUAUGUCAAAUCAGUACAUGUUUUAUUACCAAUCGUGGUCAAUCUCUCUGAUUUCCUCGGUGAGCAUGACAAAUAUUGGAAUCAUUUACCUGAUGAUUUCAAUUAUUUACAAUUCUAUACCUUAUAUUUCCCAAUCUUAUAUGCUGCCACAAUUUCAGAAUUUGAAGAAUACGAUAAUCUUUUAUUGAAUCAAGAUAUUGAUAAAUAUCUUCGAGCUUUCAAUAAAAUCUGUCAAUAUUAUAACUAUCCUCAUGGAAUCAAACAUAUCCCAUUAUUAUUAGGAAAUGUAAUUAUCCAAUCUACAUCCCCUAAUCCAUCUACUAUGGAAAUGUCCCAGAUUAUAAGAUAUGCCAAAUUUCUUCAAUUUCAUAAAGAUCCAAUCAUAACCCUUCGAAUCCAAGAUUGGGAAGUUAUAAAAUUCAGAAGAAUGUUAUGGUGGGUCAUAUUUGGAUUAGACGCCUUAACAUCCCAUAAUUUCUGUUUACCUCCAGUAUGUCGGAUUGAGGAUUUUAAUGUUACGAUGCCAGAAGCAACAGAACCGAUUUUUAAUAAUAAAGGAAUUGUAAUUGAAAAGAGAUUAAAUGUGGGGAUUUUAUCUAUGAAUAUUAAAUUCCAUUUCGAUCGAAUUUUAAGUGAAUUGGUAUAUCUGUUACAUAAUGGAUUAUCUUCCGAUAUUACCGAUGAACAAAUCCAAGAGAUAAAGACAAUGAUUAAGGAUUAUUAUCUAUAUGUGAAAAGUUCAAUUGCGAAAAUGAAUGAUGAACAUCGGGUGAAUCCCCCUGCAUCACAUGAAGAAGUCACAUUGUGUAAUUUUGUUAAGAAUCAUCUGUGGAGUUAUGUAGAUCGGGCAUUAAUGUUACUUCAUAAGAAGAUUUUAUUCAAUUCUACUCCUCGAAAAUCUCAACAAUCACUGGAAUUGAGUUUGGCUAAUAAGAAUCGUGGUGGGGUUUUGUCAUUAUCACAAUAUGAAGAUACAUUUGGAUAUAUUCAAGAAGCUAAUAUUAUUCAAAAUUUCAAUAAUUCUUCAAUUUCAUUACUUAAAUUCAAUCAAUUUGAGAAUUUCACCUAUACCAAUAUUUCCAAGAAUUUAAUCCCAUCCAUCCUUCAUAAUCUUAAUGAUUUCUUGAAAUAUAAUGAUUUCAUCAAAUAUGGGAAAUAUAACUGGUAUAUCAAAAGAACUAUCCCCUUGGAUUCAAUCAUCCUUAUGAUGAUCAUAAUCGCCGUGAAAUUUAAAUAUGAAUUCAUAAAAGUGGAUGAAUUAUGUAUCUUUGUCAAAUUGAUAAAUAAAGCUUUGUUUAUUCUUAAUCGAAAAUGGUUCAAGAAUGAAAAAUAUAAAAGAAUGUUGGGAUUAACCAAUUUAGUAUGGGAAUAUAUUCUCAAGAAAUUUGAUAUUAUGAAAACUAUUGGUUCAAAACUGAAUGAUACUACUGGAGGUGGUGAGUUUUUUGAUUAUCAAGUUAGGGGAUUAGUGAAUAUGAAUGAAUUAUUUAGUGUUAUGGAAGUCCCCCGUCCGAUUGAUUCGGAAGAGAAUAAUCAAGAUAUUGAGAAAUAUGAAAAGGGAGGAAGGUCUGAGAAGAUGAGUAAUGAGGUGAUUGGGAUUGAAUCGAUUAGUUUGUCAUUGGAGACGAAGGCAGAGUUGAGUCAAUUGAAUGAGAAGAUUUAUUAUGAUUUGAGACAUAAUUUUGUUGAUAUUAAUGAUUAUUGUGCUUUUUAUACAAGUUUGGAGAAUAUUUUACGUGAAUUGAUGGAUUAUAUGAAUGAGUAA